AUUAUAUGUAUCCAAUUAAGGAUAUCCGAUUCCUAACGGAUACGGAUUUGGUAAUUGUAUAUCCGAUCCGUGUUAAAUCCGACCCGAAUAUGCAUCCGUUUAAAUAACCGUUUAUCCAAAUAUCUGAUCCGUUAUAUAUAGUUUUUCCAAAUUUUUUAUGUUUAUAUUUUGUUUCUCUAUUGAUAUUUCAAAGUAUAAAACAUUUUUAUGCACAAAAUAAAUGUGUAGACGCCGGUGCCGCAGCCAUCACCUUUCCAGCCCCAGCUGGUCAGCACCAUGGCCCCUGUCAACUUGGCCGGCGCACUUAACGCUGCAGGGCCAUCGCGUCCCCCGCAAGUUACGAAUCCGCAGAUCACUCCUGAUAGUCAUUGCGUCUCAAUUGAGAGCGAUGACGGCGAGUGGGACAUCCCGAGGGCCCACAAGAAGAAGAAAGGAAAAAACAUCCGGCCAGCGACCUCCCGAAACUCCGCCUUCGAAAGACUGGGGGAUAGGGAGGAAGGCCAGAGGAAGUCAGCCAAGCAAAGGUUGGGGCAGAGCGUUGCCCAUGUCAGCGCGUUUGCCCGGCUAGGCGAGGUGCGGGAGGCCGAGCCUGCCCGCACCCGGCGCUCCCGGUCUAACCGGCAUGAGCCAGCAAGGACGAGGGCCUCUCGUCAAGAAGAGGAAGCAGAGAGCCAGCCCAGGUUACCGGUGGCAAACCGGUUGGCCAUCCCAAAUGACCGCGUCCAGCAGAUGGAGGCAAAAUUGGAAAGGCUGGAAAAGAAGGUCAGGGAGAAGAAUGACCGGGACAAACCCUUGGCGGGGUCCCCGUUCACCACAAGGGUCCAUCUAACACCUUUCCCGCGAAAGGUUAAGAUCGACGCCCCUAGAUUCACCGGGAAGGAAGAGCCGGAAAUCCAUCUAGACUCCUUCAACCAGAGUGCGACCAUGAACGGUUGCACCGAUGAAGAAAAGUGCCUACUUUUCUUCCAGACCUUGCGGAACCGAGCCACUGAAUGUACAGCCGGGCAGAGGGAGUCUAAGAACCUUACUCAGUUCCUUACCCGGUGGAAGGAGGAGGUAGCCAAGGUGGAAGAGAUGGAUGACAAGACCGUCCUAUCCCUCCUCUUGAAUGGCUUGCGUGCCGGGGAACUAUACAAGGAGUUCUGCCGGAGACCCCCAGCUACAUACCAAGAGGCCUACCACACUGCAUGGGAGUUUGCUGAAGCUGAAACCCAGCUCCGGGCAAAGAGAGAAGCUGAGCAUGGUCACAAGUCCAAGCCGGUGCAAGUCAAGAAGGAAGAAGCACCGGGACCUAGCCGGCCGAGGCACCACUAUAACCCGGUCGUCCGUAUGGUCAAUGCGGAAGAAUGCCAAGAAAUCCGAAAAGCACCGGUCAUUUCUCCAGAAAAUGCUACCGGUCAAACCGGGCGGCAGUGGUCGGGAACCUAUUGUUCGUACCACAGGUCGGAUUCCCAUAACACCUCCGAAUGCAAAAGUGUUAAGGGGGUCAUCCGGCAGAUGAUCAACAGUGGAGAGCUGGGCAAAGAUUACUUGCAGAAAGCCCAGGAGAAGAGUCAUCAAUGGGGUGGAGAUUCAGCCGCGCAGCGGAAGAACUGGGUCCGGAGCAUUUACGUUGGUGAGGUAAGUGCUGAACUGCCAUGGCGUAAGCAUACUAGAAGGGAGCCGAUCGUCUUUACUGACCGAGAUCUCCCUCCUACCGGUGAAGAUCACAAUGAUCCAUUGGUCAUCACCAUGGACAUUAAUGGGGUGGAUGUCGCCCGGGUACUUGUUAACACCGGGAGCAGCGUCAACAUCUUGUACUUAGAGACUUUCCAAAAACUCAGGUUGUGUCGGACACAACUUGAACCCCUCAAAACCCCUCUCUCAGGCUUCACGGGGGACACCGUUGAAGCUGAAGGAUUCAUAGUUCUACCGGUCGAACUAGGAUCAGGUGAAAAGACCGUGUGGAAGAAGAUGCGGUUCAUAGUCGUGGACAUCAAAUGCGUCCACAACGCAAUUCUUGGAAGGCCAGGCAUCAAUAUGGUCGGGGCGGUGAUUUCCAUGCCCCACCUGUGCAUGAAGUUCCACACUCCAGGUGGUGUGGGUGAAGUGAAGGGCGACCAGAGGAACGCCCGGGAGUGCUAUGCCCGGGCAGUCAAGAAGAUGACCAAGGGGGUCAAUGUCAUCUCCCAAGAAAUCACAAAGGGAGAGACCCGGGAGAAAUUGGAGCCCGAGGCCGAGACGGUGGAAAUCGAGCUUCACCCGGGUGAUUCUUCGAGGAUGGUCAGAAUUGGAGCAAAUCUCUCCGAGGAUCUCAAGGCACAGAUUACACGGGUCCUCCAAGAAUACGCGAGCAUAUUCGCAUGGAGCGUGGCGGAUAUGCCCAGAAUAGAUCGCUCUGUUAUCUGCCACCGGUUGGCCGUGAGGGAAGGAAGUCGACCGGUACGUCAGAAGAAGCGGUACCUGGCCAGUGACCGGCGAGACUUCGUCAAGAAGGAAGUGAAGGACCUGCUCAGUGUUGAAUAUGAAGCUCUGGCUGGAGGGCUCAGACUUGCCCAAGCCCUGAAAAUCAGCCGGGUCAGUAUCAAAUCCGACUCUAGCCUGAUUGUUGGGCAAGUGACCGAGAAUGCGGAUGCAGACCUUCUCUCCAAGUUGACGCAGUAUGCUCCCGAGCAUGUUUCAAAACUUGCCCGGGUAGAGAUCCUUGACCGUGCAAGCAUCGAAAAAUUGGAAGUCGCCGCUAUAACGGCCGGAAGCCAAUCUGACCGGUCAAACUUGGUCGGGGCGGACGACCAUUGGAUGUAUGAUCUGAUGGAAUAUUUGAUGGAUGAGAGCUUGCCAGAACAAGAUAACCGGGCAAGAAAAGUGAAGCUCGGGGCACCCCGAUUCCAGGUUCUCGAUGGAAAGCUGUAUAAAAGGGCAUUUGGGGGGCCACUCCUGAGAUGUCUAACCAACCGGGAGGCUGAGAGAGUCAUAGCGGAGGUACACGAAGGCGUAUGCGCGGCGCAUCAAAUGUCCCGUACGCUUUCCCAACACAUCAUCUUGUUGGGGUAUUACUGGCCAACAAUUGUCCAGGAUUGUGAAAGGUACGUUGAGAAAUGCACGACGUGCCAAGUAUUCUACAAGUAUCCUGGUAGACCGGCGACCUACUACCACCCCGUAUCGAAUGCCAUCCCGUUCGCUAGAUUCGGCGUUGAUAUCAUUGGAGCCUUCCCAAUCGCCCAAGGAGGGAAGAAGUUCGCAAUCGUAGCCAUCGAUUACUUCACCAAAUGGAUCGAGGCCGAAGCGUUGGCCAACAUUACCACGCAACAAUGCAAGAAAUUCAUUUGGAAGAACAUCAUCACGAGGUUUGGAGCACCCAUGAACCUCAUCACCGACAACGGCCCACAAUUCCGAAAUCCGAGGUUCAUCGAAUAUUUGGAGGGCUUCGGAAUCAAGCACAAUCGCUCCUCAGUAGCGUACCCCCAAGGGAAUGGCCAAGUCGAAAACGCCAACCGAACAAUUGUGGAUGGUCUAAAGAAACGGCUGGGAGAAGCAGGAAACAAGUGGCUGGAAGAGCUCCCACACAUCGUAUGGGCAUUCCGAGUAACACCCAGGAGGGCUCACGGGGAAACUCCAUUCUCCCUAACCUAUGGGUGUGAAGCAAGGCUGCCCAUCGAAGCUGAAUUCCCAACGUUCCGGGAAUCGAAUUAUCAACCCCAACAAAAUGAAGAAGACCACUUGGCCGAGCUCAACUUGGUCGAAGAACGAAGAAUGGCCGCGGAAGUUAAAAUGAGUACAUACCAACAAGUUGUGAAGAAGUACCAUGACAACAAGGUUGGGCCGCGGUACUUCCAAGUUGGGGAUGAAGUCCUACGAAGAAGAGAAGCAAGUAGACCCGGCGAUGGAGGAAAGCUGGCAAAAAACUGGGAAGGCCCAUACAGGGUUAGAGCCAUCAUUCGACCAGGAACGUAUCGAUUAGAAACUUUAGAUGGUGCACCGGUAGAAAGAACUUGAAAUUCCCACCAUUUUCGCAAGUUCUACAAAUGAUUGUAAUACUAGGCGAGGCCUAACCACAUUAUCAAUCAAAGUGACGUUCAAUA
Cuscuta campestris is the source of this 4061-nucleotide messenger RNA. The record is from the annotation of a GenBank genome assembly. NCBI's taxonomy places the organism in Eukaryota, Viridiplantae, Streptophyta, Magnoliopsida, Solanales, Convolvulaceae.